AGGAUGAACCAUGUAGUCGCUUAGUGAUUGCGUCAUAUAUGACAACAAUCCCUUGAUUUGUUCGAGCGGAGGAAUUGGUCAGCAAUGGCAUCAGAAGACGAAAUAAGUCUUCUAGUCAUUGUAGUAGAUGUAAAUCCAAUCUGGUGGGGUCAGCAAGGGCAGCGACAACCCGAGUUCACCCUCUCAAAAUGUCUGGACGCUGUGAUGGUCAUGGCAAACUCUCACUUGGUUAUGACCAGAACCAACAAGCUGGCCAUCAUUGCUAGCCACUGUCAGGAGAGUCGGGGUCAGACUGAUUGCCCUUCUUUCUCUCUAUUUUCCCAUUUAAGUCACUUCCUGUACCCAAGCAAGCAUUGGAAAACAGGGGACACUGCUGGAGAUGAACCAUCAUUGGGCAGUAGUGAUGGCAAAUAUGAGCUCCUGUCUGUAGCAAAUGACCUCAUUGCGGAGGAGAUCAAGAAUCUCAUGGCCCGAACACAGGUGAAAGGUCACCAGACAGAUACCUUAUUGGCUGGAUCCCUUGCCAAAUCUCUGUGCUACAUUCAUCGAGUCUCUAAGGACCUGGAAGCUGGGCAAGACAUGAAGUCGAGAAUAUUGGUGAUAAAAGCUGCCGAAGAUUGUGCUCUGCAGUACAUGAACUUCAUGAACGUGAUUUUUGCUGCACAAAAACAGAAUGUCCUGAUCGAUGCAUGUGUGCUAGACUCUGAUUCAGGCCUUUUGCAGCAGGCGUGUGAUAUAACUGGGGGCUUGUACCUGAAGAUUCCACAGAAGAUUGCUCUAGCACAGUAUUUACUGUGGGUGUUCCUGCCAGAUGCGGACCAGCGCUCACAGUUAGUACUUCCUCCACCAGUACACGUAGACUACAGAGCAGCCUGCUUUUGUCAUCGCAACCUCAUUGAGAUUGGCUACGUCUGCUCGGUGUGCCUGUCGAUAUUUUGCAACUUUAGUCCUAUCUGCACAACAUGCGAGACUGCCUUUAAGAUUCCAUUGCCACAGAUGAUAAAACCAAAGAAGAAGAAACUUAAAGCUGCAAACUAACCUAACUUAAUACUCAGUUAGUGUGGAAUGCUGUUUUCCUUUUCAUCCUUUGUGUGUGUGAGUGUGUGAAACUUAAAAAAACGGCAUUAGAGAUUUUUGUAAGUCCUAGAUGAAAGCAAGUUUUAAGUAUUACAUUUGGACAUGAAAAUAAUUGAAAAUGUGCAAAUUGUUGCUGGCUCACUCUUUUGUACUGUAAAUAGGGAACAAAAGUUUUUUAUUAUUAUUAAAGAAUUAUUGUAAGUUAUA
Messenger RNA from Electrophorus electricus (electric eel), 1284 nucleotides. It is a transcript of the gene gtf2h3, whose product is annotated as general transcription factor IIH, polypeptide 3. Gene Ontology annotation, cellular component: transcription factor TFIIH core complex; transcription factor TFIIH holo complex. The record is from RefSeq and is a predicted model, not a curated record. Gene Ontology annotation, biological process: nucleotide-excision repair; regulation of DNA-templated transcription. Lineage: Eukaryota; Metazoa; Chordata; Actinopteri; Gymnotiformes; Gymnotidae.